GAGUGAGGCGGGCGCUGCGGGCGGCAAGAUCGUCAUGGAGGCGUUUGCGGGAGCGCCUAUGGCCAUCGCCGUGGCCGUGGUCGCGGCGUCCGCCCUGCUGCUGCUGCUGCUGCGAGGGCCGGCCCGGAGGCCGAGCGGCCUCGUCACCCUGCAGGACCCGCUGGCCAAGUACCCGCUGCGGCUGCUGGACAAGGAGGAAAUCAGUCACGAUACAAAGAAAUUUAGAUUCGGGCUACCCUCAACAAAUCAUGUAUUAGGAUUACCUGUAGGCCAGCAUGUUUACCUUUCUGCAAAAAUUGAUGGGAGUCUGGUGAUUUGAGCCUAUACCCCCAUUUCCAGUGAUGAGACAAAAGGAUAUGUUGAUUUAAUAAUAAAGGUCUACCACAAAAAUGUGAACCCCAAGUUUCCAGAGGGUGGGAAGAUGUCCCAGUAUCUAGAUAACAUGAAGAUUGGAGAUACCAUUGAUUUCAGAGGGCCGAAUGGACUGCUGGUCUAUAAGGGGACAGGUACUGUGACACAGGUGGGAGAGCAAAAGGGAGGUACUGGUUAUUUUCAGAGGUGCUUUAUAAAACUUGACAGCUGUAGAGAAUCUUUUUUUUUUUAA
This is a messenger RNA of Cinclus cinclus, 604 nucleotides long. RefSeq names its product NADH-cytochrome b5 reductase 2-like. Gene Ontology annotation, molecular function: oxidoreductase activity; FAD binding. The transcript is spliced from 5 exons. Gene Ontology annotation, cellular component: mitochondrion. Lineage: Eukaryota; Metazoa; Chordata; Aves; Passeriformes; Cinclidae. The record is from RefSeq and is a predicted model, not a curated record.